AUGGAAAGAUUGGGUGAUGAUGUAGUUGGCUUGAUUCUCAAAUGGGUUGAAAACCCUAAGGACAAAAAAUCAUUCUCCGAAGUCUGCAAGCAAUGGUACAGAGUCGAGGGUCUGCACCGAUCAUCUUUACGGGUUUUGGAACCCAAUCUUCUUCCUAAUUUCUUACCGAGAUUCCCAAACUUAGUCUCAUUGGAAUCACCAAAAUUGAUCACCAAUGCCCACAUCAAAUUCAUCGCCAAAACUUGUCCCAACAUUGCAGUUCUCAAUCUCAACUACCAAAGAACACGAGGGUUCGAUGAUAUACCAGGUUUGGACGAUGUUGAUGGUUAUGGUCUAUGCGAGAUAGCAAGUGGGUGUCACAAUUUAGCUGAAGUGUAUCUGAGGAGGAGAUGCCAAGUUGGGAAUUUUGGAGUCAUUUCUCUUGUUAAUAUGGCUCGAAAUUUGACGAGUUUGGAUUUGGGUGGAUGCAAUAGGAUUGCUGAUGAAGCCCUUAAAGGUAUUGGGAAUGCAAAUUCAUUGCAGGUUCUGAAUUUGGGAGGUUGUUGGUUAAUCACAGAUAGGGGUUUGGCUUUGUUGGCAAGUGGGUCUCUGUCUAGGACUCUGCGAAAAUUGGUUCUUGAAGAGUGUGAUCGAAUUACAGAUUUUGGGGUAUUGCAUUUGAGGGAAAUGUGUUGUUUGGAGGAGUUGAAUAUGGCACACUGUGGAAGGAAUGUGACUGACACAGGGGGUGUGGCGAUUGCUGCAAUUCAAACUCUCAAGAGAUUGCAGUUAUCGUGGUGGAUUAACAUAUCCAAUGCUACACUCGUUGCUCUUGCUCGGAACUGCCUGAAUUUGGUGGCGAUUGAUCUGACUGGUUGUGAAUCAAUAACGGGUGAUGGAAUUCGUGCCUUGGCAAAUCAUCAGUCUAUGGAAUCUCUUGUGUUGGCUUUUUGUCACAACUUUAAUGUGUAUGAUCUGCAACAUAUGGUGCUUGGAUGCCGCACCUUGAGGUUCAUUGUGCUGGACAUAAGACUGAGAAAAUGGAUCCCUAUGACAGUGCAAGAGAACAUUAGCAAACUUUGUAGGUUAGAGUGGAGGUGA
Cornus florida is the source of this 1080-nucleotide messenger RNA. RefSeq lists its product as uncharacterized. Lineage: Eukaryota; Viridiplantae; Streptophyta; Magnoliopsida; Cornales; Cornaceae. Gene Ontology annotation, cellular component: SCF ubiquitin ligase complex. The transcript has a single exon. The coding region runs from base 1 to 1080 and encodes 359 amino acids. The record is from RefSeq and is a predicted model, not a curated record. Gene Ontology annotation, biological process: SCF-dependent proteasomal ubiquitin-dependent protein catabolic process. Gene Ontology annotation, molecular function: protein binding.